CUGAAACCAAAAUAUUUGUCUUCCACCAUUAAAAGCAACACAAAACACCUAAUAUAUUUUCUUUCAUGAAGAAGGCCUCUUCCUCCACAUCAUCAAAAAUGAAUCAUUGAGAUUUUGUUUUGUUUUCUGAUUGUAGUUUUCUGGUUUUAACGUUCCUUUUAGGUACUCUCCUUCCAUAUAUCUGCUGCUGUUGUCAAUCAUGGCUAACAAGAACAUUAGCUUGGAAGAAAUCAAGAAUGAGAACGUCGAUCUUGAACGCAUUCCUGUUGAAGAAGUAUUUGAACAGCUUAAAUGUUCAAAAGAUGGUUUAACGACUGAAGAGGGGGAGAACAGAAUCCAAAUUUUCGGUCCCAACAAGUUAGAGGAGAAGAAGGAAAGCAAACUUCUCAAAUUCUUGGGUUUUAUGUGGAAUCCUCUAUCAUGGGUUAUGGAGAUUGCUGCCAUCAUGGCCAUUGCUUUGGCUAAUGGAGGGGGGAAAGGCCCAGAUUUCCCAGACUUCAUUGGUAUUGCAGUGUUAUUGGUAAUUAACUCAACAAUCAGCUUCAUCGAAGAGAACAAUGCUGGUAACGCAGCAGCAGCUCUCAUGGCAAGUCUAGCUCCAAAAACAAAGGUAUUAAGGGAUGGAAGAUGGAGCGAACAAGAAGCAGCUAUCUUGGUACCAGGAGAUAUUAUUAGUAUCAAACUGGGUGAUAUUGUUCCAGCUGAUGCAAGAUUACUUGAAGGUGAUCCUUUAAAGAUUGAUCAAUCGGCACUCACCGGUGAAUCUUUACCUGUAACUAAGAACCCUGGUGAUGAAGUUUUCUCUGGUUCCACCUGUAAACAAGGUGAAAUUGAAGCCAUUGUUAUCGCUACUGGUGUUCAUACUUUCUUUGGUAAAGCUGCACAUCUUGUUGACAGUACCAACUCUGUUGGUCAUUUCCAAAAGGUGUUGACUGCCAUUGGUAAUUUCUGUAUCUGCUCAAUUGCAAUGGGAAUGGUGAUUGAGAUUAUUGUCAUGUACCCAAUUCAAAAAAGGAGAUACAGAGAUGGUAUUGAUAAUCUAUUGGUUUUACUCAUUGGAGGAAUUCCAAUUGCUAUGCCAACAGUCUUGUCAGUUACCAUGGCUAUUGGAUCACACAGACUUUCGGAACAAGGUGCUAUCACUAAGCGUAUGACCGCCAUUGAGGAAAUGGCUGGUAUGGAUGUUCUCUGCAGUGACAAAACUGGAACUUUGACCCUUAACAAGCUCACUGUUGACAAGAAUCUUAUUGAGGUUUUCUGCAAUGGUGUCGACAAAGAUGGUGUUGUUUUGAUUGCUGCAAUGGCUUCUAGGGUUGAAAACCAGGAUGCAAUCGAUGCUUCCAUCGUUGGUAUGUUAGGAGACCCAAAAGAAGCUAGAGCUGGAAUCACCGAAGUUCAUUUCCUACCAUUCAACCCAGUUGAAAAACGUACUGCCAUUACCUACAUUGAUGGCCAAGGAAACUGGCACCGAGCUAGCAAGGGUGCACCUGAACAAAUCAUUGAUCUCUGCAACCUAAAAGGGGAUGUCAGAAACAAAGCUCAUCAAAUCAUUGACAAGUUUGCCGAAAGAGGUCUUAGAUCUUUGGGUGUCGCAAAACAAACUGUCCCUGAAAAGACAAAGGAAAGUGCUGGAGCUCCUUGGGAAUUUGUUGGUCUCUUACCACUUUUCGACCCACCAAGGCACGACAGUGCUGAGACCAUUCGCCGUGCUCUCCACCUCGGGGUGAACGUCAAGAUGAUCACUGGUGACCAACUUGCUAUCGGUAAAGAAACCGGUCGUCGUCUUGGUAUGGGAACCAACAUGUACCCGUCAUCUUCCCUCCUUGGCCAAUCCAAAGACGAGUCUAUUGCUUCAAUUCCCAUUGAUGAACUCAUUGAGAAAGCCGAUGGGUUCGCUGGAGUCUUCCCAGAGCACAAAUAUGAGAUUGUGAAAAAAUUACAAGAAAGGAAACACAUUUGUGGUAUGACUGGAGAUGGUGUCAAUGAUGCACCUGCAUUGAAGAAAGCUGAUAUCGGGAUUGCGGUGGCUGAUGCAACUGACGCAGCUCGAGGCGCAUCCGACAUUGUACUGACGGAACCAGGAUUGAGUGUCAUCAUCAGUGCGGUGUUGACGAGCAGAGCUAUUUUCCAAAGAAUGAAAAAUUACACAAUCUACGCAGUUUCCAUCACAAUUAGAAUUGUUUUGGGUUUCUUGCUGAUCGCUUUGAUUUGGAAAUUUGACUUCUCACCUUUCAUGGUUCUCAUCAUUGCGAUUCUCAAUGAUGGAACUAUCAUGACUAUUUCCAAGGAUAGAGUUAAACCAUCUCCACUUCCAGAUUCAUGGAAACUCAAGGAAAUUUUCGCCACUGGAAUUGUUCUUGGUGCUUACCUCGCUGUCAUGACUGUUGUCUUCUUCUGGAUAGCCGCUGACACGGAUUUCUUCACUAAGAAAUUCGGUGUACAUUCAAUUAAUGGCAACAGAGAAGAACUCACCAUGGCUCUUUACUUACAAGUAAGUAUAGUGAGUCAGGCUUUGAUUUUUGUCACUCGAUCCCGAAGCUGGUCCUUUGUUGAACGACCUGGUUUGUUACUUGUGGGUGCUUUCUUGCUUGCUCAACUUGUUGCUUCUCUUAUCGCGGUGUAUGCAAACUGGGGGUUCGCCAAUGUUAAAGGAAUUGGAUGGGGAUGGGUAGCAGUGAUUUGGGUCUACAGUAUCAUCUUUUACUUCCCUCUUGAUGUUCUCAAGUUCAUUAUCAGAUACACAUUGAGUGGCAAAGCAUGGGACAAUAUGAUUGAGAACCGGACUGCUUUCACAAGUAAGAAAGAUUAUGGAAGGGGAGAGAGAGAAGCACAAUGGGCAUUGGCUCAACGCACACUCCAUGGCUUACAACCACCAGAGUCCCAAGCUCUGUUCCAAGACAAGAACAGUUACAGAGAGUUGUCCGAGAUUGCUGAGCAAGCUAAGAGGCGCGCUGAGGUUGCCAGGCUGAGGGAACUUCACACAUUGAAAGGACACGUUGAAUCAGUGGUGAAGCUAAAGGGACUUGACAUCGAGACCAUUCAACAACACUACACGGUGUAAGUGAGAAAGAGACACGGAAUGCUAGCAGCAGAUACAUGGAAGGAGAGAGCAAGGAGUAAUAUGCAACACAAUGACUGAAAAAAAUGUUUAAUCAUACUUUUAAUAAUUUUCUUGUGUUGGAGAUUCAAAUUUUUACAAUUUGCAUUGUAAUGGAAAUUUUAUAAAUAAAGAGAUGAAAUAAUAGCUUCUUCUGUUUUC
Messenger RNA from Papaver somniferum (opium poppy), 3259 nucleotides. RefSeq names its product plasma membrane ATPase 4-like. Lineage: Eukaryota; Viridiplantae; Streptophyta; Magnoliopsida; Ranunculales; Papaveraceae. The record is from RefSeq and is a predicted model, not a curated record. Gene Ontology annotation, biological process: regulation of intracellular pH; proton export across plasma membrane. Gene Ontology annotation, cellular component: plasma membrane. The transcript has 9 exons. Gene Ontology annotation, molecular function: ATP binding; P-type proton-exporting transporter activity; ATP hydrolysis activity. Bases 200 to 3061 code for a protein of 953 amino acids.